UGGUCAGGAUCGAACUCCUGGCAGCCCACAGAAUUGAAUCUGCAAUGCUGCCUUCUAACCACUGUGCCACCACGGCCCCUUGGGGGGUGGGUGGGGGAUAAUAAACCCCUGAGGAUAACCGAAACCGAUUUGGGGCUCGUGGGUGAGAGGCCUCUGAGUCAGGCUAUAGGACCUCGAGGGGACCCAGCCUUUGGAGAACUUUUGUCAUUCUGCCUUGCAGGGAAUCACAUGCAAGUGAAGGAGCGGUGCCACUAUUCGCAGAACACGAAAUGCACCUGCCAGCCGGGUUUUUUCUGUUCUUACCAACUGGAGGAGGAUUCUUGUGACAUUUGCACGAGGCACUCAACCGCACCUCCGGGUUUUAGGGUGACGCAAGUUGGCACCGAAACUCAGGACGUGAAAUUUGAACCCUGUCCUCCGGGGACAUUUUCAUCGAAAGAAAUGUCCUUGUCUUGCGUGAAAUGGACCGAUUGCAGUGAGAAAGACAUGGUCAAAACACGCAGCGGUAAUGCAACUUCUGAUGUGGUGUGUGAGCCCCUACCUCAAAGCCACCUGCCUCUAAUCUUGGGUCUCGGCAUCCCGGCUGCGCUGAUUCCCCCGGCCUUCCUUUUAGCCUUCCUACUUUGGAGGAAGAAAGCCUUCGGCAAAAAAAAAGAGGUUCAGGCAGAACAGCCACAGGAGAAGGAACAUAUGAUGACACCCAUUCAGGAAACUGCCCCAAACAUUGGAGAGCCGAGUUACGCAUAAUGUUGAGAGGCAACAAGGUUCACAAUGCUACCGGCCACAACUUGUGUGUUUGUGGUGGGAAAAAUCUGACUGUAAUUAGAUGUCCUCUGUUGGGAUCUGUUUGAAAGCAUCCCGUUCCAGAUUCAUGGACCAAGUUGAAACACAUGCGGACCUACAGAGGGGAAAAUCUCUCUUCUCAAGGAAGGGCAAACACUGAUCUUACCAGAAAAGAACACUACAAAACACACACACACAGACACACACAGUUACACAAUUUUUCUGGCAAGCAUCGGCGUUCUCGCAGCAUCCGGGAACAAGCAGGGGGUUGGACUAGAAGACCUUCGAGGUCCCUUCCAGCUCUAUGACUUUACGCUUUGAAAAUGAAGAGCCCCCUCUGACUGCGGGUAGUCCUCGGCUAACGACUGAGCCUAAAGUAUUUCUGUUGCUAAGCGAGGUAUUGGCCACAGUUGUUAAGGUGGAAGUGGUUAGUUAAGUGAAUCUGGUCUUCCCCGCGGACUUUAACUGUCACUAGACCACAAAGAGGGAUCACCGGAGCCCGGGACGCAACAACCGUCGUAACUAUGAGUCCGUUACCAAUUCCGAUGGCGUGGCCAUCAUAAAUACGAGACAGUUGCCAAGCUGACUCAAUUCUGAUCCAUUCCGAAUGCCGCGACGGUUGUAAAAGUGUGAAAAAUGGGUCAGUUUUCAGCGCCGUUGUAACUUCAGCCACUAAAUGAACUCUUGAAGUCCAGGAUUCUCUGUAGGGGCAUUUUCUUGUGAGUUUUGGGAAUGUGUCAAGGGCUUUUGAGAUAAUCCAAACACAAGUUCCAGAUGAAGGAACUUCGUUGUUGUAGGGUUGACUGCUUCCAAAUUUCCCUUAGUCCAAAAAAGGAGAGUAUUUGUGAAUUCUUAGUGUGCCAGGCCUUGUUUGUUUCUGAACCAGGUGAGGUUGUGUAGUGGGACACAAAUCUUUUGCAAAUCUAAGGGACCACAACACAGGAUAGAAUCCCCUUCGUGAAUCCGUCCUUCCGACAGCGUUCUGGAUGGCAGUGUCCCUCCAAAGAGGACAGACGGUCCUUGACUCAUGACCUGUCCUUUUAACGGCCAAAAAAAAGACCUGUGGGGGAGGGAGGGAAAUGGCCCAGGGUCCGUCUGUGGACGUAUUGUGAGAAGGACAGUUGUGAUGCCAGAUGUUCUCCUUCAUUGCAGGCCUGCAGGCCGAAACCUGGAUGAUCGAUCAUCAGUCAGAAUUAUUCUCUGGUGGCACUGCUAUGAGCUGGGAUGGGAGGGUGGGCAAGGUGACCUCUGGGGGACCCUGGAACUCUAAAAUGUGUGGCCAUUCCAUGCAUGAUUGUGCGAAGGUCCAUUAAGAAGAGAUGGGGAGGUCAGACAAAGACAUGGACGAUGCAUUGAUUGGUUUCUUUAAAACAGUGAGUGUGUAUGCGUUUGUGUGUGUAGUGUGUGUGUGUUGUGUGUGUGUGUAGUGUGUGUGUGUGUGUGUGUGUGUGUGUGUAGUGUGUGUAGUAUGUGUGUGUUGUGUGCCUCUGUGUGUGUCCAGCUAGCAUUUACACUGUUUGCUAUCAGGUGGUGUACACAGAGGUGGUAUUUAGCCGGUUCGGAUUGGUUCGGACGAACCGGUAGCGGAAAUUUUAAGUAGUUCGGAGAACCGGCAAACACCACCUCCGGCUGGCCCCGCCUACAACACAAUCCUAAAACGGCUUCAAUAUGUUAAACCAAAGGAUCAGCUAUCAAAACCUGAAAUAUUUCUCCCAAGAUUGCAAUGUCCAUAUUUCAGGUGAUGAGGAUUAAAAAAAAAAAAACAACAACACUAUGCCUUGUUUCUCCAUCUUGGUCCCUUGAGGCUACGCGGACUUCAGUUCCCAGAAUUCCCCAGCCCGUUGGUGCUGCGCUGGCUGGGGGAUUCUGGGAGUUGAAGUCCACGCACCCUUUCAAAUAGGCAAAACUGAGAGACGCUGAGCGAUUGAGAUCGUUGCUGGUUUUAAAAGCAGCGCCUUUCUUAAAGUAUCCCAUCCUUUUCCUCUUGGGAAUUUGUUUCCCCUUAAAUAUUUAAUUGUUUUUUUAACCUCAAUCCUCAUAAGGUAAUUGCUGUGGGAGACAUUGGAGGGAAAAAUGAAUAUUAUGUAGGUUUUACUUCUGGGAUUGUUCAAGGCCAGAUGAAAAGCUAACAAAUAAAUUCAUAAAUGAACGAAC
Messenger RNA from Thamnophis sirtalis, 2937 nucleotides. The record is from RefSeq and is a predicted model, not a curated record. Lineage: Eukaryota; Metazoa; Chordata; Lepidosauria; Squamata; Natricidae.